Photinus pyralis (common eastern firefly) is the source of this 1799-nucleotide messenger RNA. RefSeq lists its product as uncharacterized. Lineage: Eukaryota; Metazoa; Arthropoda; Insecta; Coleoptera; Lampyridae. Gene Ontology annotation, cellular component: centrosome. The transcript is spliced from 2 exons. The record is from RefSeq and is a predicted model, not a curated record. Bases 166 to 1734 code for a protein of 522 amino acids.
AGCCAGAAGAAUGGACACCUAUUCUAAAUGCGUUGAGUGUCGACACAAGCCUGCACGUGAUUGCCAUUCGAAGUCGAGUUACGGGGUGCUAUUUCCACCACGAAGUAAAUAACGAAGAAAAACUACGUCGAAUGAAGAAAAGAAUUAGAUGGUCUUCCUCUGUCAAUGGAAUAUUUAGAAAUACUACUGUCGAGUUUAAGAGCAAACAAAACUGUUAAAAUACUCUCACUGAAGCAUUGUCCCAUUAACGAUGGAGGAUGCCAGUUAGUUUGCACCAAUGUACGUUUAAUGCCUAGCAUUAGCGUUAUUAACCUGAGCUCGUGCAACUUGGGCGCAUCGAGCGGUCAGUAUAUUGCCAAAGUGAUAAAUCAUCAACAGCUGAACAGGUACUCCGAAAGCUGGCACAAUUCCUUGAGAUACGAAGAACCUGAAAACAACGCCAUGGGAGGAAUAAAGCGCAUUACAUUGAACAACAACCCAAACCUUGGGGAUGAAGGUACGAUUCCGAUUUUGGACGCCUUGGACGACGAUUUGUGGAUCAAAGCAAUUGACAUACAGAAUUGCGGUGUUACAGAAAAUUUAUCAACGCGAAUCAUACAUUUAGUAACGCACAGUAAUUCUUUGGAGGUGGCUGACUUUAGGAAUAACGAGGGCAUAACGUCGGGCUCAAUAGAACGCAUAUUUGAAGUAUUGCAACGAAGGUAUAAAGCGGAGCGUGAGCCCGAGUUCCUUUGGCUCGACGGCAGUUCUUCAUUACACGAUGGCAGUACGUAUGGUUCCCGCAGUACUUUAGUAGGAGCCAGCGGUUCCAUUCAGAAAACCAGAUCAGCACCAUUGAGGAAUUUCAAUUCGUCUGAUUUUGGAAUCCAAGGUCAAUACCGAAGAACAAACACCUUGUCAACUGUGGAACGUAGAUCGCGUUUCGGUAAGUUUAUGAGCCAAAAUAGCAGUAAAGAGCUCGUAGAUGUAAAAAGACAACUGAUGGAGUUGCAAACCUUAUUAAGUCAAGAAACAUCAAAACGCAUCGAAACGGAGAAGAUUAACAACGAGCUGCAGAAGCAAAUAGUUGGCAUCCGACAGCUGGGAAGUCUUCAUAGAGAUCGAUUUUUAACUCCUGAGAAAAUCGCAAAAGUUGUACGCGUUAUAGAAGACCUCAACCGUAACGGUACCACAAAUCCCCAAGUCAAAUGUGUUCCAGUGAAAAUCCUUCCCCAAUCCGCACCCAAACCAGCUCAAUAUCCCAAACCACCAGAAAAACCAAAAAAUUUAGUUAUAAACUUACGAUCUCAAUCCUCUAUGCAAAAUUUAGCAAACCGUAAACCGACACCUAACCGAUUAAAGUCCAAAAAUAUCCCAAGUGUAAUGUCGCCAAUACUUGAAGUAUCUACACCGUCAAAGCCAAUUGAGAAAUUAAGCGCCGCACAGAUUUUCGAACGGAUGAUCUUAAAACAAGACUACGACAGCUACAUUUUGCAAGAGAAAAAUCGGGAAGCUACCUUGGAAUACUGUUGCGAUAUUCAGGAAGUUAAGGAAGUAAAAUUAAGCGCGAAUGACGAUAAUUUAUCAUCGGGAAGCGACAGUUCGUUGGACAUGCUAUACCGCGAAAUGGACCAGGUUGAUCAAAAUUUCAGCUUAAAUUGCCGGUCAAGGUCAACGUUAAUCAAACGGACUUUUGAUUACGAAGUGCAGCAUUUUCGUACGCCAAUACGUUCGGCUAGUUUAGCGCCAAGCUGAUUAAGAUUUUGUUAAAUUAAUUUAGUAUCACCUUAUUAUAUACAGACUAAAAAGUAAAUAAUAAA